Molecule: messenger RNA, 2196 nt
Organism: Aspergillus thermomutatus
Lineage: Eukaryota; Fungi; Ascomycota; Eurotiomycetes; Eurotiales; Aspergillaceae
Exons: 1
Coding region: 1-2196 (731 amino acids)
Molecular function (GO): protein binding
Source: RefSeq, a predicted model, not a curated record
AUGAUAGUUCCAAAGCCCCCUGUAAAAUUGGAGGGCCAUUGCUCGGUCAUUCACAACAACACCCUCUACACCUACUCCACCAAUGGAUUCGCAUCCAUCCCCCUCGAGCGCAAUGGAACCUGGAGUCAAUUGCGCAUGGGAGACCCGGUCUCCGAUGCGGUAUGUGUGACAGGCGGAAUAGACGGUAAGGAAGACCAACAGGCGCUCUACGUGAUCGGUGGCACGGGCUCUUCGACUCCUGCAGGGUUGCAGCGAUACGCUUUCAGCACCAAAGAGUGGACGACCAUGCAGUCAGCUCAGCAGACUAUGCAAAAUCGGACUUCUCACGGCGCGGUAUAUCUGAAAUCUUCGUCCAUUCUGCUGGUCUACGCCGGUAGUCGGACGGAUGGCUCGAAACCUUCGUCAGACACGUUUACUAUCAGCACCGUUCCUCCGUAUACCGUCGACGCUCAUUCAGCAAAGUACCCCACCGCGUCACCUGUGCUUCUGCCUUGGAGCGAUAGCGAAGCGGCUUUGGUAGGUGGUUCGACGACUCCCAAACAGGUCCAUCUAUUCUCGGUCUCGGAUGGCUGGCAUUCCUCCGGUGUAUUCCUCCCCCAGCCUCUGUCCGGCGAUGUGAGAUGCGCCAUAGUAAAUGGAUCGGACGGAAGCAAGGCGCUUGAGUCAUUCGAUAUGAACGCCUCGCCCAACACCGUGAAUAGCGUCGCAUUGCUCAAUCCCGGUGGUCAGCCGGCGCGCCCUGGCACAGUUUUGGGGGCGUCGUCCUCGACGAGAAGAAGGAGAAGGGAUGUUUCCGUGGCCAAUUAUCCGACAUACGACGGAACUUUAGCAUCAUCAACGACCAGAUCGCACUACUCUCUCGCCCAAGGCGAUAACGGAUUGGUUGUCAUCUCCAGCGGCAGUGGCACCGAUUCCCUGGCCAUCUUCAACCAGACAUCUAAUGGCUGGGUCAACGCAACCAAACUCUUCUACGGAGACGAAUCUUCCCAGCAGAUCCUCGCUUCAAUCGCAACAACAACAUCAUCCUCUUCUACGCCAACCGCCACCGGCACCAGUUCGAGUACCAGUACGAGCACCGCCGCCAGUGAUGAUUCAUCUGGCACCAGGGUUGGUACGAUCAUCGGAGCAACUCUUGGCAGUCUGGUGGGCAUUAUCCUAAUCCUAAUCUUAAUUCUCUUCUUCCUGCAUCGCACGAAGCUGGGUCGCAAGCGUGCCAACCAGGGCCACGGCGGCGCCAAUGACAAGGACCGCCUGAGCUUCCAGGAUCAGGGCAUGGAACCUCUGACUCGGUCGGCCUAUCCCAUGGCCAAGAGUCCAGUUCCGCUAGCGUCCACAUCGGUAGACUCGCUCGCCAUCUUCUCUGGCAGGGCGGGCGAUGAAAAGUCUCCCAGGGCAGCCGGUGGAUUCCCAGGCUAUGCACCAAAAUCGACGUCGCUCAAGCCGAGUCCUCUGACCACCGUCCAGUCCAACGGUGACUGGACGCCGUCCAGCACGUCCUCGGUCGGUGCGGACAAGGCCAUCGAGGCGCAAGACCUGGCCCUCGCGGGUAAACCGCCCGGGGACCGCACCACGGACGAGGGCUGGGGCAAGUACUUCCAAGACAACAACGGCACCAAUACCAGCCUAGCCAACACCGCGUCCGUCGCGGCCCCUCGGUCGAAUGCGGAGGAGCGGAUCAGCGCCUGGCCCGGGGCCACCCUCGCCCCGUUGAACUUUGGCUUUCUGGAGGAACCCAAGCCGCUCGGCCGGGUGGUCACUGGCAGCCCCACGACCGAGAACGGACCCAAGAUCAGCCAGAUGCUGCGGCGCGCCGAGUCGCAGUCCGCCCGCAUCUCCAGCGCCAGCUCCCUGAGCGCCGCCUCGGACACGGAUUACGAUCACGACCAUGACCGCCGCGACGGCGCCUCGACGAUCAGCAUUCCGGCCCCGGAUCCGCACUGGCGCGGCGCCCCGCACCACAGCUGGAUCGGCCGUCCGCCCAGCAGCACCUACAGCCGCAGCUUCUACAACCCCAGCGGCCGCGAACGGGACACCAUCAACACGCGCGGCUCGAGCGUCCUGAUCCCGGAUGCACUGGAGCCCUUGCCGACCACGCCAUUGCCAACCACGCCCUUCCCAGCCGCAACUGCGACCGCGAACUCACGCACGAACCCGAACUCGGAUCUGAGCUGGCUGAACCUCAACGCCGAUCGAUAG